AUGUCUAGCAUUUACUCUGCUUCUCCGAUUAUCACGUGCCACCUGAAACCGACGAGUUCGCUGCAGAAGGAUUCCGUUCCUGUUUCUGUUGCGUUUCCCGGCCGGGUCGGAUUUACAUUGGUCGAUCGCGGCUUUGCUCUGUCAGUGGCUCGGGAUGUCUCAGCGGAGUUAGGAAAGACCACCGAUGGGGUUCUAAGUAAGAAGAAAGGGCUGGUGAAUUACCCAUAUGCUCUGUGGCGGAGGUACGUUGACUGGCUGUACCAGCAUAAGGAGCUCGGUUUAUUUCUGGAUGUGAGUCAGGUCGGGUUCACAGACGAGUUUGUUUCCAAAAUGGAGCCCCAAUUCCAAGUGGUGUUCAAGGCCAUGGAGGAGCUGAAGAAGGGCACGAUUGCUAAUCCUGAUGAAGGCCGCAUGUUCUCGAACGACAUCGUCAGCGGUAAGAUUAAGCCGCCAUCUUCGCCGGAAGGUCGGUUUACUCAAGUACUAUCAGUUGGAAUUAGAGGCUCAGCACUUGGACCACAAUUCGUUGCUGAGGAAUUAGCUCCGGAUAACCCUCCUCUUAAGAUAAGAUUUAUUGACAAUACUGAUCCAGGAGGAAUUGAUCAUCAGAUUGUACAGCUUGGGCCCGAGUUGGCUUCAACACUUAUCAUUGUGAUUUCAAAGAGUGGAAGUACUCCUGAAACUAUAAAUGGGUUACUGGAACCCCUACCAUUGUCGGUGAGCAUGGAAGACAUGAUUGCGGAUCCGGCCCCUACCACUGUCGACGAGCAUGGAAACCAUGAUUGCGGAUCCGGACAGCAGUCAUCCACCAUCCCACUGAAAAACCCAUAG
Molecule: messenger RNA, 831 nt
Organism: Malus domestica (apple)
Lineage: Eukaryota; Viridiplantae; Streptophyta; Magnoliopsida; Rosales; Rosaceae
Product: glucose-6-phosphate isomerase 1, chloroplastic-like
Biological process (GO): glycolytic process; gluconeogenesis; glucose 6-phosphate metabolic process
Cellular component (GO): cytosol
Molecular function (GO): monosaccharide binding; carbohydrate derivative binding; glucose-6-phosphate isomerase activity
Source: RefSeq, a predicted model, not a curated record